This is a messenger RNA of Carassius gibelio (silver crucian carp), 1849 nucleotides long. It is a transcript of the gene fuca2, whose product is annotated as alpha-L-fucosidase 2. The transcript has 7 exons. Gene Ontology annotation, biological process: fucose metabolic process; glycoside catabolic process. The coding region runs from base 203 to 1561 and encodes 452 amino acids. Lineage: Eukaryota; Metazoa; Chordata; Actinopteri; Cypriniformes; Cyprinidae. Gene Ontology annotation, molecular function: alpha-L-fucosidase activity. The record is from RefSeq and is a predicted model, not a curated record. Gene Ontology annotation, cellular component: lysosome.
UUCAUGCUGGUUUGUUUCCUGUUUCCAGUAUGUGGAAGCGCCGGCAGUUUAUGUAUUUCAGGUUUUUUGUGUUCGUUUUUUUUUUGUCAUUUGGCAGGUGUGCAACCAAUCACGUGUUGUGUUUAUGUAGCUAACAACAUCAUGUGAUCUGAAACAUCCCUCUUAUGACGACUGUGAUAGAAUAAGGGACAGUAGCAGCACAAUGCAUCUGUGGAGUGUUGUCCCCCUUUGUUUACUCUUGAUCGACACCUCUGUUGGUCAAUAUGAGCCUACGUGGGAAUCAAUUGAUUCAAGACCUAUCCCGGAAUGGUUCGAUCAAGCCAAAUUCGGCAUAUUCAUUCACUGGGGAGUGUUUUCAGUUCCCAGCUAUGGCAGUGAAUGGUUCUGGUGGUACUGGCAGGGCCGGAAAUUCCCGUCGUAUGUGAAGUUUAUGGAGAAGAAUUUCCCACCUGACUUUACUUACGAAAACUUUGCUCCUCAGUUCCGGGCUGAAUUCUUUGAUCCUAAAGAGUGGGUUGACAUUUUUGCCUCGUCUGGAGCCAAAUAUAUUGUCCUCACAACCAAACAUCAUGAAGGGUUUACACUAUGGGGCUCAAAGAACUCGUGGAUGUGGAACGCAGUGGAUGUCGGGCCGAGGCGGGAUCUGGUGGAUGAUAUUGCCACCGCUCUGCGGGCACACAGUGAUUUGCGUCUGGGUCUCUACCACUCUUUAUUUGAGUGGUUUAACCCUCUGUUCAAAGCUGAUGCUGACAAGUCCUUCAAAACCAGUGUGUUUCCUACCACAAAGUCCCUGCCAGAACUAUACGAGAUUAUCAACAAGUUCAAACCUGAGUUGUUGUGGUCUGAUGGUGAUGGAGAUGCGCCCGCCUCUUACUGGAACAGCACAGGGUUCCUCGCCUGGCUUUAUAACGAGAGCCCUGUGCGUGACACUGUUGUGACCAACGACCGCUGGGGAUACGGCACUAUAUGUAAUCAUGGAGGAUAUUACACCUGCUCAGAUCGCUACAACCCCGGACACCUGCUGAAGCACAAGUGGGAGAACUGCAUGUCCAUGGACAAGAAGUCAUGGGGGUUCAGGAGAGAAGCCAAAUUGAGCGACUACCUGACCAUUGAAGAGCUGAUAGCAACUCUUGUUGAGACCGUGUCCUGCGGCGGGAACUUGCUGUUGAACGUGGGUCCCACACACGACGGCCGAAUCAUGCCCAUCUUUGAGGAGCGUCUGCGACAGAUGGGCCAGUGGCUUAAGGUCAACGGAGAGGCCAUUUACAACAGCAGCGCAUGGAGAGUUCAGAACGACACUGUCACUCCUGGAGUCUGGUAUACGAGGAAUCAGAAGAACACAAUCUAUGCUAUUUUCCUUUCAUGGCCCGCUGAUGGCUAUAUUGUUCUGAGCGACCCAGUUGUAUCACCGUCUAAGACGCAGGUGGAGCUGCUUGGAUAUCAGUCCCUCUCGUGGGAGUCCAUGAAACCCACUGGUCUAAAGGUUCAUCUGCCCCAGCUGGACCCCAGUCAGAUUCCCUGCUCCUGGGCUUGGACCCUGCGACUGACUGGUGCAGAGUAGCCAGAGGAUGGCGCCACAGUUAACUGUAGCCUUUAGGAAUAAUGAAUAACAUGACUGUACUACGGGUUUUUGUUAUCCACACAUUUUACAUUUAACUAACCCCUGUGAUGAAAAUCAAGUUUUUAACUUUGUGUCUAUCUUCAUGUCUAUCUGGUGAUUUUCAUAUGCUUAAAGACAAACCAUGUGCAAAUUCAGCUGUCAAAAACAUUGCUGAGCAUUUUUGAUGUACCAAAAAACCCAGUUUGAAACCACCCUUUUUUCUAAGUCACAAACAUGUAAUCAAUCCCA